AACAGCCAAAAGCUAAGUUAUGGCUUCUCUAUCUUCUCUUCUAUCAGUCUCCCCAUAUUCUGGAUGCAAAAUUCAGCCAUCCGUUAUUCCUUUAAACAAAAGACGUAGUGUUAAUAAUUAUGUCUCAUGCAAAGCCUCUAAUAAUGGAGAAGAUUCUGUAAACAAAUUUGAUCGUAGAGAUAUGUUGUUUGGACUUGGAAAUCUUUAUGGCGUCGCCACUCUCAGUGGCAAGGACAUUGCAUUGGCAGAUGAUUGGUCAUUGUCGCCCGACGUCCAUAACUGUAAACCAGUGAAACCCUCCGCCGUCGGCAAGAAGAUGGACUGUUGCCCACCAAAGAUCAAAGAAAUCAUCGAAUUCACCCCGCCGGUUGUCCCAACACCCCGUGUUCGACCCGCCGUCCAUUUGAUGACCCCCGACCAAAUCGCGGAUUUGGAAAAAGGCAUUCAAAUGAUGAAAAUGCUCCCAGAAGACGACCCUCGUAGCUUUGCGCAUCAAGCUAAAGUUCAUUGUGCCUAUUGCGACGAUGCCUACAAACAAAUGGACUCAACAAUGGAUUUUCAAGUCCAUGAAAACGCCUUGUUCUUCCCUUUUCACCGUGCAUAUCUUUAUUUCUUUGAGAGAAUCUUAUGCCAUUUGCUUGAGAAACCUGAUUUCGCCAUACCUUUUUGGAAUUGGGAUGCACCACCGGGGAUGUGCAUGCCUAAGAUAUACACCAAACCAAGUUCAUCACUCUAUGAUGAGAACCGUGAUAAAUGUCACCAACCACCCAAAUUGCUUAACCUCAACUACGGUGGAAAGGAAGUCAAAGAUCCUGAGAUCGUAGAUUUCAAUCUUCGUUGGAUGAAUGAUCAGAUGAGUGUGGAGACUGCUAAGGAGUUCCUUGGAAAAGUCAUCAAACGUGGGAAUGGUCCUGAAAAUGGCUCGGGUAGCAUUGAAACGUCUCCCCAUAAUAACAUUCACAUUUGGGUUGGAGAUCCAGAGGCUACAAUUCAUGGAGAAGACAUGGGACAUUUUUACUCUGCGGGAAGAGAUCCGUUGUUUUAUGCUCACCAUGCCAACGUGGAUCGCAUGUGGAAUAUUUGGCAAAAAAUGAAGGAUCGACCAAGAGAUCACACCGACAUGGAUUGGUUGAAUUCAUCGUUUGUGCUUUACGAUGAGAAUCGAAAGGCUGUGCGUAUCAAAGUCUCUCAGUGUUUGGACAGUAAAAUCCUUGGAUAUGUUUAUCAAGACGUUCCCAUUCCAUGGAAGGACACCCCGCCAAUCCGGCGACCAAAGCAGGAAAGAAGUCUAGGUAACUUGCCUCCAACCAUCGACUUCCCUCAGAUUCUAAGUUCGGACAUAACCACAAUGGUAGAUAGGCCAGAAGUAGCAAGUCCUGAAGAUACAAUAAACAAAAAUGAGGUGUUGGUGCUUGAAGAUGUGGAGUAUGAUCCAACUCUACCAUUACAUUUUGAUGUGCUGCUUAAUGUUGGUGAUGAAGGGGAGGACGUGCGCGCAGGGCAUAUUGAGUUCGUGGGGACCUUCACGAACGUCCCGCACGGUCGCACGACGUAUCACAAAACCUCUUUGCACUUUGUUAUAACCAAGAAGAUUCAACAGUUGGGUUUGGAGGGUGAUAAAAAAGUGGCUGUGAAGAUUGUCCCCAAUGUUAAUGGAGGAGAUAGAAUCAAGAUUGGAGGGAUCAAGAUUCAACUUGAAGACAUCGAAUAAGCUUGCCUUUUGGUGUCUUUGAAUUUGUGUUAUAGUAUUUUAAUAAAUUUGUGGAUGCAUCCCAUUGUGUGUUAUACUAGUACACUUUCAUGUACGUACGUGUUGGACUUUAACUUUAAAAUAAAGUCAGUUCCUAAAUAUGUUUACUGUC
Messenger RNA from Cucumis melo (muskmelon), 1862 nucleotides. Its product is annotated as polyphenol oxidase latent form, chloroplastic-like. Bases 20 to 1711 code for a protein of 563 amino acids. NCBI's taxonomy places the organism in Eukaryota, Viridiplantae, Streptophyta, Magnoliopsida, Cucurbitales, Cucurbitaceae. The record is from RefSeq and is a predicted model, not a curated record. Gene Ontology annotation, molecular function: catechol oxidase activity. The transcript has a single exon.